Molecule: messenger RNA, 1131 nt
Organism: Theileria orientalis strain Shintoku
Lineage: Eukaryota; Apicomplexa; Aconoidasida; Piroplasmida; Theileriidae
Product: actin 1
Exons: 1
Coding region: 1-1131 (376 amino acids)
Source: RefSeq, a predicted model, not a curated record
AUGUCAGACGAGGAGACUACUGCUUUGGUUGUCGAUAACGGCUCCGGUAACGUUAAAGCCGGUUUCGCAGGCGACGAUGCGCCGAGAUGCGUCUUUCCAAGCAUCGUCGGCCGUCCGAAGAACCCUGCGCUCAUGGUCGGUAUGGACGAGAAGGACACCUACGUUGGCGACGAGGCUCAGUCGAAGAGGGGAAUACUCACCCUCAAAUACCCGAUUGAGCACGGAAUUGUGACCAACUGGGAGGACAUGGAGAAGAUAUGGCAUCACACCUUCUACAAUGAGCUGCGCAUUGCCCCGGAGGAGCACCCAGUGCUCCUCACCGAGGCUCCGAUGAACCCGAAGGCGAACCGCGAGAAGAUGACGUCGAUCAUGUUCGAGACACACAACGUGCCGGCCAUGUACGUCGCCAUUCAGGCCGUGUUGUCGCUCUACUCCUCAGGUAGGACAACGGGAAUCGUGCUCGACUCCGGGGACGGUGUUACGCACACCGUGCCCAUUUACGAGGGGUACGCGCUUCCUCAUGCAAUCAUGAGACUCGACUUGGCUGGCAGGGACCUCACUGAGUUCAUGCAAAAGAUUCUUGUCGAGAGGGGCUUUUCGUUCACGACCACCGCCGAGAAGGAGAUUGUGCGUGACAUUAAGGAGAAGCUCUGCUACAUUGCUCUUGAUUUUGACGAGGAGAUGACCACGUCUGCCUCCUCUUCUGAGGUGGAGAAGUCGUACGAGUUGCCUGACGGGAACAUCAUCACCGUCGGCAAUGAGAGGUUCAGGUGUCCUGAGGUUCUUUUCCAGCCCACCUUCAUUGGCAUGGAGGCUCCUGGCAUCCACACCACCACCUACAACUCCAUCAUCAGGUGUGACGUUGACAUUAGGAAGGACCUUUACGCCAACGUUGUUUUGUCUGGUGGUACUACCAUGUUUGAGGGCAUUGGUCAGAGGAUGACUAAGGAGCUCAACGCUCUUGUUCCCUCCACCAUGAAGAUCAAGGUCGUCGCUCCUCCCGAACGCAAGUACUCCGUUUGGAUUGGCGGCUCCAUCUUAUCUUCCCUGUCCACCUUUCAGCAGAUGUGGAUUACUAAGGAGGAGUUUGAUGAAAGUGGUCCAAACAUAGUUCAUAGAAAGUGUUUUUAA